CGUACUUGGCCUGCAGUUGCUGCUCGCGACCAGAAGACAUCUUCAGGACUAUGGACGCGGAUCCUGCGGAGAUUGAGAAGAGGAACAAGUGCUGGAACUGCAAGCGUCAGCGACUCAAGUGUGACGGCAGCUUGCCGCGUUGCCGGAAAUGCGCCCAGAGAGGUGCAGAAUGCCCAGGUUAUGCAUGCAAACCUCUGAGAUGGGUGAGCGGCGUAGCAAGCCGGGGCCAAAUGAUGGGUCGAACCUACGAGAGCAAGCCACCUCCCCUACAAGCUAGUAACAAACGUCCGCGGCCCCAACUCGUCAUCUCAGCCUACGAGCCUAAGAAAAAGAAAGUCGAUCUCGGUCAUUUAUCAUCACCGCCGACACCAUGGCCAACUUCACCGCCAACAUCACCAUCGAAAGUACCGUCAACAUCAAGUACAACGAGUCUUGUGGCACUCGCACCUUCAAAAGGUCUUGUUGAGCCCAUGCUGCAACCCUUGCGUUAUAAUGACCGAUACCUUCUGGACUAUUUUGUGCGGCAAGUCUCUUACCUCUUCGCCUUCAGCGAAGAGUGUAAUAAUCCCUAUCGAGAGGUGUUACCAAUGAUUGGUUCGUGUCAAGCUACCACAAGUGCCAUCAUGGCAGUUGCUGCCUGUCAUGCCAUCCAUUACAUGACAGGCACCACCGUGGCACAACUGAGUGGGCCUCUUGGGCCGUCAUCACGGUCCAACUGCGUCAAAGAGCGCUAUGUGUCGGUUUCCAACGACUACCGUUGUUCCAGGUUGCUAGAAGAGUUCUGGAACCACAAGCAGGAGGCGCUGAAUCUAUUCUCGCGAGACAUUACCAACCUGAAUGGGUCUCCAGACGUACUCACUUUCGCCACUGCAGUUCUUCUUGCUCUCGUGGAAGUAUUCGAGAGCGGUAGUGGCUCGUGGAUGGUGCAUAUCGAGGGAGCCAAGCAGCUGCUCAGUGCUAGUCUCCAUGCAGACCUGUCCUAUCUCCCUACGGUCUUGGAGGGCUUCAUCCAUGAGGUUACCUUGUGA
Messenger RNA from Diaporthe batatas, 1028 nucleotides. RefSeq lists its product as uncharacterized. Bases 51 to 1028 code for a protein of 325 amino acids. Gene Ontology annotation, molecular function: transcription cis-regulatory region binding; zinc ion binding; DNA-binding transcription factor activity, RNA polymerase II-specific. The transcript is spliced from 2 exons. NCBI's taxonomy places the organism in Eukaryota, Fungi, Ascomycota, Sordariomycetes, Diaporthales, Diaporthaceae. The record is from RefSeq and is a predicted model, not a curated record. Gene Ontology annotation, cellular component: nucleus. Gene Ontology annotation, biological process: positive regulation of transcription by RNA polymerase II.